ACCUCAAACUACAGGCCAAGCCUAUUCUCAGGGUGGAUGAUCCCGGGUGCGAGGGCCCUAAAGAUUACUCAAGACACAGAAGUACCGGAUGUCCCCCAUUUCAACUAACAGUCAUCUUUGGAAGUUCUUGUUAUCUUAGCAAGGAGACGAGAGACAAUGGCGGUGACCAAUCAGCCGACGACCAAUCAGCAGCUUCUCGUGGCAGUGGAAGGACACAGAGACUGGUCCACCGGCCUUUGCGGCUGCUGCUCAGACUGCACAUCCCUUCUGUGCACCUACUUCUGCUUGCCGUGCAUGAUGUGUCGUCUGUCCACGCGCAUGAACGAGUGCCCACUCAUGCCUUGCUGCGUGCCUUUCGCCAUCGUUGCCAUGAGAACCAAAGUGAGGACGAUGGGUGGCAUCCGGGGCAGCAUCUGCGGUGACUGCGUGGCUACCUCCUGCUGCUGCCCUCUGGCCGUGUGUCAGAUGUCGCGAGAAAUGGACAACAUGGGCCUGUAGUCACGUGACGUUCACCUACAACGUCGAUUGGCCAGAAGCGCUGACGUCACUGAACCUACCGGAAAUGGCUGGCUACCAAGAUGGAAGAAGAAGAAAGGUUGUCACUGGACUGACACUGCUGUGAACAACGUUUUUAGGAGAACUUUUUGCUCGACGCGUUAGUUUUCUCACUUUUACAGAAGAACUUUUUCUUGAAGAAUGUAUGAAUUCUGUUCCCUAAAUUAACAUCUUAUCCUCUUCACUCUCUUUUUUUUUUUUGAUGAAAGAAUUAACCCUGGAAUAUAAUCUUUUCUAAUAGAUUACUUUCAAUGACAACCGGUGACAUUUCUUUCUCAUUUUCUCUGACAACAGA
Messenger RNA from Pomacea canaliculata, 850 nucleotides. RefSeq names its product placenta-specific gene 8 protein-like. The coding region runs from base 157 to 498 and encodes 113 amino acids. The record is from RefSeq and is a predicted model, not a curated record. Lineage: Eukaryota; Metazoa; Mollusca; Gastropoda; Architaenioglossa; Ampullariidae. The transcript has 4 exons.